CUUUUUUUACUUAUAGAAUUAGAACCAGCUUUUCCCUAUAGAGAUGUAACCAUACAGAGAGGAGUAGAUGCCAAUGAACUAUAUGAAAUACUGGGCGAAGUGGGCAGAGGCAAAUUUGGCACAGUUUAUAAAUGCCAGGAUAAGAGUAACAAUUUAAAAUUGGCGGCCAAAUUUGUACCCAUACCUAAGCGUGAAGAUCGUCGUAAUGUUGAACGUGAAGUGGAAAUUAUGAAUUCGUUGCAGCAUCAUUUGAUUAUACAAUUAUAUGCGGCGUAUGAAUAUCAGAAAAUGAUGUGUGUCGUCCAGGAAUUGUGCGAUACAUUGGCAAAGGAUUCAUCUUCAAAAUCAUACUUGGCAAUUGUUACAUUUGCCAUUGUUUCGAUGUCAGUUUCACCCAUAAAGGGCGACAAGCCAGAGAUGCUGUUGUUAGGUUUAGAAAUACAGGAUAUAAAGGAAGCUUUUAAAUAUAAUUUACUAAUGCUACUUCUUUACAUCUUUUUUCCCCAUGCAGUCUGUUCACCAUCGCCUUGUGAGUCACUGGCCACCGUAACCGAUGAUGAAACUGCUCAUUUCUCUGAAAUCGUCGAAGAAGAGGAACCUCCUACACCCAUUAAUGAGUCGAAGGAAAAACUUUUCCCUGCAUCCAGCGGCACAGCCACUCCAACACCGUCUAUGCAAAAUCUGAAUUUCGGUUAUCCUUUCGGCAGUAAAGUGGAUGAAUUUAAUGGCAGCAGCAUGAAUUUACAACAACGUUCUUUGAAAUCGUAUCUUCAUACAUUCGAUCGUAGAAAUUCGGAUACAAAUUGUUUAUUGGGCAGAAGAUCUUCAGGAGAGCGUGUUAAUUUAGCGGAUGAGAUUAAAAAACUUUCCGAUCAUUUGUUAAUGUUGGCGGAAAUUAAUAAUAAAUUCAGCAAAGAUGUGCAAAAACAACAGGUUGAAGAAGAAAAACAAGACAAAGAGGAGAAGAAGAUAAAGAAAACCAAAGAAACGGGGGCUGAAAAGAAAACUAGCACAAAAACACCUACUUCGAAAACAAAAGACACUAGUAAUGAAGUUAAGUCUUCUAAAAUUAGCAGCCAUAAAACCAGCAACACUGCUACUACCUCCAGCAAAACUGUGGAGAGUUCAAUGACAACUACAACAUCCACGAAUUCUAGCAAUUUCUUUAGUAAUUUAAAUCCCGGCAAAAGUCGGACUAGUACUUUAAGCUGGCGUCUGCAGCAAUCCAUAGAAGAGACACCCAAGCUAAAUACCAACAGCUGGUCCAAUAAAUCGACAGCCACCAGCAGUUCCUCCACAACUACCAAAAAGUCCUCAGUCAGCACUAUUUCAACGCAAAAUACCAAAACUUCUAAUGAUCACAAAAUCCAGGAAGCGGCCAGCAUAAGAAGAGCCAAAUUCCGUAUCAAUCAAAUGAGUCGUGAUGUACCUAUAGGCCUGCCCGACACCCAUCAAAGCGUUAACCUAGAAGAGGCCGCCAACAAUACCAAAGAUUGUCUCUUACAUUUGUUGGAAAAAUAUAAUGACAGUAAAACUCGCAAUCCCCUGGGACGUCAUCAAAGUAUCAGCGUUGAUUGCAAUGUACGCGAUAAUUUGGAAUAUCGUUCCAUGAGUUCAAUAAAUGCCUUCUUUCAAAGACACAACAACAAUGGAGAAAUGGUAAAACAAUUACAGGCUCAAUUAAAGGAAAAAACUGGUGAAUCAUAAUAAGUCCCCUGAGGUCUAACAAACUACACCCGAAAGUGUAAAUUCCUAGUCUUUAAUAGUUUAAUUGAAAUAAUUAAUGCUCAAAUCUAAACAAAAACAACAACAAAAGUUAUUUAAUGCUUAAGCAAAAUCUUUAAAAUCUAUUUGUUAAUUAAAUAUU
Molecule: messenger RNA, 1867 nt
Organism: Lucilia cuprina (Australian sheep blowfly)
Lineage: Eukaryota; Metazoa; Arthropoda; Insecta; Diptera; Calliphoridae
Product: serine/threonine-protein kinase 10-A
Exons: 4
Biological process (GO): protein phosphorylation; positive regulation of apoptotic process; intracellular signal transduction
Cellular component (GO): nucleus
Molecular function (GO): ATP binding; protein serine/threonine kinase activity
Source: RefSeq, a predicted model, not a curated record